Molecule: messenger RNA, 1322 nt
Organism: Tribolium madens (black flour beetle)
Lineage: Eukaryota; Metazoa; Arthropoda; Insecta; Coleoptera; Tenebrionidae
Product: formylglycine-generating enzyme
Exons: 4
Coding region: 202-1194 (330 amino acids)
Cellular component (GO): endoplasmic reticulum
Source: RefSeq, a predicted model, not a curated record
GCUGUCAUUAAAAAUUAAACAUAACCUCAUAUUUUAAAAUGUCUCUUCGUAACACAUCAAUUUUAGUGUAAAACGAUGAUUAUUUAUGCAUAUUUAAUUGCACCUUUUACUUUUUGUUUCUUAUGAUAAAAAAAUUAUUGAUAAUUUCAUAAAGUUACUUCCUUUUACUUAUUUACACAAAAAACUACAUUCCUAAUCAAAAUGUACUUAAUUCUGUUACACUUAACUGCUGUACUUAGUAUUUCUUUCUCUUACGCCUCCGAUUGUGGUUGUCACCUCAACAGAAACUCCCAGUGUUCAAACGAAGAACCGCACAACAAAUAUUCAAAAACCUUCAAUGAGGGGGGCGACGGAGAAGUAAAAACAUGUACGACUUUUGAUAAGAGUGACAUGGUUUUAAUAGAAGCUGCAAGUUUCGAAAUGGGGACUGAUAAGCCAGUCUUUGAGAGUGACCAUGAAGGGCCUGUUAGAAACGUUUCAGUUGAUUCCUUCUACUUGGACAAGUAUGAAGUCUCGAAUGGGAAAUUUAACGAGUUUGUGCAAAAGACAGGCUACAAGACAGAGGCCGAGCAGUUUGGCGAUAGCUUUAUUUUUGAAAUGUUGGUUCCUGAGAGUGAGAGAGAAAAGUAUAAGGAUUUUAGGGCCGUGCAAGCACCUUGGUGGAUCAAAAUGAAAGGGGUUACUUGGAACCAUCCAGAGGGGGAAGGUUCCACAAUCGACGAUCGACUUGAUCACCCUGUAAUACAUGUCUCAUGGACUGAUGCUAAAAAAUAUUGCGAGUUUGUUGCUAAAAGACUUCCAACUGAAGCCGAAUGGGAAAUGGCGUGUAGAGCCGGCUUAAGGCAAAAGUUGUAUCCCUGGGGCAACAAACUCAAUCCUAAAGGCGAGCACUGGGCCAACAUUUGGCAAGGAGAUUUCCCGUUAACUAACACAGCAGAGGAUGGAUACUUGUCCACAGCCCCUGUUGAUAGUUUCCCCCCCAACAAAUUCGGGCUCCAUCACAUGGCCGGGAACGUCUGGGAAUGGACACAGGACAACUGGUUAAAUGACCUUGACGCGAAAGUGAAGAAAGGGGGUUCCUAUCUCUGUCAUGAAUCUUACUGUUGGAGGUAUCGCUGCGCCGCAAGAUCUUUCAAUACCAAAGACAGUUCAGCCGGAAAUUUGGGUUUUCGAUGUGCCGGUGAUGUCAAAUAAAGUCUCCAAGAAUUUGGCAGUGAAUAACAAAUCCAAGUACUUAAAUCAUCCUGCCUUCGAGUCUUCCAACUUAUCAUUGUUUUAUAUGAUAUUUUAACAAUUUUAGAAAUAUAUUAUGAUUUAAAUAA